AGGCGGGGCCGGAUCCAGGCCAGCGAUUGGUCGGGGUUCAGAGGCGGGGUCUGAUCCAGACCUGCGAUUGGCCGGAGGCCGGCCGUGGCGGCGGGCGCGGCGUGGUGAUGGAGACCGCGGGGCCUAGGACCCGGGCGGCUGCGCGGCUUGGGGCGCACGCGACGCGGGAGGAGCAGCGGAAGCGGCGGCCUGUGCGCCGGUGGCAGCGGAGGAGAAUCGGGGAGGAACAAGAAGAAGCAGUCUUUCGUGAAGUGGUCAGUUUUACCCGGGAUCCUCUGCCAGCUAGAUAUUAUGACAAGGACACCACCAAACCCAUCAGCUUUUACUUACCGUCGCUGGAGGAACUCUUGGCGUGGACGCCCGAUGCGGAGGACAGCUUUAAUGUGGCCCUGGAACCCCUCAAGUGUCGGCAGCCCCCUCUGAGCAGCCAGAGGCCCCGGACAUUGUUGUGCCAUGACAUGAUGGGCGGAUACCUGGAUGACAAGUUCAUUCAGGGCUCGGCGGCGCAAAACCCCUAUUGCUUCUACCACUGGCAGUGUAUUGACAUCUUCGUGUACUUCAGCCAUCACCUGGUGACCAUCCCCCCCGUGGGCUGGACCAACGCUGCCCACAGGCACGGGGUCUGUGUGCUGGGGACUUUCAUCGCCGAGUGGAAAGAAGGUGGGCGGCUCUGUGAAGCCUUUCUGGCCGGGGACGAGCGCUCCUACCAGGCGGUGGCCGAUCAGCUCGUCCUGAUCGCCCAGUUUUUCCGUUUUGAUGGCUGGCUCAUCAACAUCGAGAGCUCUCUGAGUCUGGCCGCGGUGGGGAACGUGCCCCCUUUCCUCCGGUACCUGAGCACACAGCUCUGUCGGCAGGUCCCGGGGGGCCUGGUGCUCUGGUACGACAGCGUGGUGAGCAGCGGGCAGGUCAAGUGGCAGAACGAGCUCAAUGAGCAGAACCGGAUCUUCUUCGACUCCUGCGACGGCUUCUUCACUAACUACAACUGGCAGAAGGAGCAUCUGGACAGAAUGGUAGCGCAGGCCGGCGAGCGCCGGGCCGACGUGUACGUGGGAGUGGACGUGUUCGCCCGGGGCAACGUCGUCGGGGGCCAGUUCGACACCCACAAGUCGCUGGAGCUGAUCCGGAAGCACGGAUUCUCGGCCGCUCUCUUUGCCCCUGGCUGGGUGUACGAGUGUUUGGAGAAGAGGGAUUUCUUCCAGAACCAGGACAAGUUCUGGGGCUUGCUGGGACGCUACCUGCCCCCACACAGCAUCUGCUCUCUGCCCUUUGUCACUUCUUUCUGCCUGGGCAUGGGGACUCGAAGAGUGUGCUACGGCCAGGAGGAGGCGGUGGGGCCCUGGUACCACCCGAGCGCCCAGGAAAUCCAGCCCCUGUUUGCAGAGCAGAGGCCGGAAGGGGACGGGCAGGGCUGGGUGAAGACGCACUGCUGCCUGGCAGAUGCCUGGAACGGGGGCAGCUCCCUGCUCCUCCGCGGGGUGAUCCCGCCCGAGGUCGGGCACGUGGCUGUGAGGCUGUUCUCCCUGCACGUCCCGGUGCCCCCCAAAAUUUUCCUGUCCAUGGUGUAUAAGCUUGAAGGGCCUUCGGAUGUUGGGGUGGCGUUGGAGCUCACCACCGGGGACGCGGGCAGCUGUCACGUCGGUGGCAUCUCGACGUUGAGUGCAGAAACGAGCUCCAGGCACAGCCCCCGCCCCCUCCGGGUGCCCCCCACCAAGCUGGCCAGAUGGGUGGGCCACUGCGGCCAGCAGCUCAGCGGGGGCUGGGUCCAGCGCUGCUACGAGGUGAACCUUCAGGGCUGCGUCCUGCAGGACCUCUGGGUCAGCUUCUCGCGGCCUCCCGGCAGCCGGGAGCAGGAGGCCUUCGUCUGCCGCCUGGGAGAGCUCCAGGUGGUGGAUGCCAACAGCCUGCUCAGACCUCUGCCCCGGGUGCAGGCCGUCAGUGUCUCCCGGGUGCGCUGGCAGCGGGACGCCCCCGAGGAGGAGGAGGAGCAGCGCCCGGCCCGGCUCCGGCUCAGCUGUGCCCUGCACUGGUCCUACCCCCUGUCUCACGUCCGAUGCUUCCGCAUCCACUGCUGCAGAGCGACCGGCUCUCCUGCGGAGGGGCCCCCGGGGCCGGAGAAGCCCGCGCUCCUGGGCCUGGCGUUUGUCAACCAGUAUCGCGUAGUGGACCUGGCGGUGGCAGCCGCGGGGCCAGGCACUGACGGCCGCGUGGAGUUCCUGGUGGAGCCCGUCCCCAGGGAGGGAUUUCUGGUGCCAAAGGCCGAGUGGGGCCGGGCGGCCCUGCUCUACUCCGGGCCCCACACGUGAUCGAGCAUUAAAGCACAGACCCUCCCGGCCUCGAGGCUACGGCUGCUUCUGCGCCGGGGCCCCGCGAAGCGUGCAGACGACCACAGGCCCCUGGGAGGCUGCGGGCUGGGGCUCUCUUGUGGGGGACGUUGCUAAUCGGAAACCCGAGAGGUCCGUUUGCUGGGUGGGCGAUUUCCUGGGGUGAAGGAGCUCUGUUCUGUCUCCUCUGUGGAAUACGGUUCAACAAGUGACAGAACUGGGGAAAGUGAGUCCCGUCCGUCCGCGAAGGCCACUUCCCAAUGGGCCGAGAGACGCUUACUCUCACCAGGCUUGAAGGAGGCAGGUGGUGGCCUCUGAGCAGCCAAGGGGCGAUUCCCAGGGUGAGGGCUGAGGGCGGAGUGGGGGGAGGGUGCUGAGGACUGAGCCCCUGGCCGGGCUGGCACCAGGUCGUACCUGCCCCCGGGCCAGGUGGGCUGCCCCAGUCCAGACCAUCCUGUGUUGUGGCUUUCCCAGUUCGCUGUCCCCGUGAGCUGGGGCCACCUGUGGGGCAUCUCACGGGCCCCGGGUCCUGCUGUGUCUCUCCUGGGUUGUUGGUCCUGGCGAAGCUUGCACGGAGGUCAUCCUCUGGGCCCCUGGGGCAGCCCGGGAGGCCCAGGAAGGCCCUCGGCCUGCAGCCCGGCCCCAGCCUGGCCGCGGGCGCCCUGGCUGCCCUGUUCCAUCACAUCCGCCUGCCUCAGCCUCUCCCAGGGUGGGCCGUGCUAGGCCCCUUGAGAAGUGUUAGCAAAGUCCCUUCGAGGACCCUCUUCACUGGGCCCCCUUCCUC
This is a messenger RNA of Panthera uncia (snow leopard), 3105 nucleotides long. It is a transcript of the gene ENGASE, whose product is annotated as endo-beta-N-acetylglucosaminidase. Bases 108 to 2303 code for a protein of 731 amino acids. The transcript is spliced from 14 exons. Gene Ontology annotation, molecular function: mannosyl-glycoprotein endo-beta-N-acetylglucosaminidase activity. Lineage: Eukaryota; Metazoa; Chordata; Mammalia; Carnivora; Felidae. Gene Ontology annotation, cellular component: cytoplasm. The record is from RefSeq and is a predicted model, not a curated record. Gene Ontology annotation, biological process: protein deglycosylation.